CGGUACAUGAGGGUUCGUACUCCCUCAAGGCUCGAAUACUUUGAGAAACUCGUCGGCCUCUCUUCCCCGUGAUUCUAAACGGACGGGACUGACUGAGACGCAAUGUUAUUGGUACCACCCUGUACAAUUGCACUUAUCUGCCGGUCAAUUGCUUCCAUAAUACAUGGUAUUUUUAAGAGCCCGCUUGGUAAGCUCGCCGGUCCGGGACAAAGGUGUAGUCGCUGAUGCCGAAACGGCAACCCCCAGAGGUCCCAAUACCUCUUCCAAGCGGAGCCGCCGUUUCUAUUGGCAGCGGCGGGCGCCGUCAACACACCAACCGCUUUCGAUGCUGGGCCUGGGGAAGGGAAACGGCAUGGUGACUGCAUCGAGGCGUGGGCCGGCUAGUGUAGUCUGUAGAGCAAUGAAAAGAGGACUGCGGCGGCCCUUCAAGCUACACCACCAAGGUAAGGUAGCCAUCCAAUGGUCCAGGGCGAAAGGGGUGUCUUGUCCAACAAAUCUACAGGUGAGCACGUGUCGCCGCGGGGAACCACGAUCUCUCCUUGCUCCACUUACCGUUCUCUCUCGUGCUCAUGGAUCCUGGUGGUGGACUCGUGGUUCACUGGUGGGUGACUGGUCCAGUGGAUGAGAGCAAAUCUGCGAAUUGGCGAUGGCGAUGAUGACCUGCCUGUUCGCCUGCAGGGCUUAGCCGCCCACCACCAAGACCAACAGAAGCGAAACAAACAGCACAGCCACAAAGAAACAACAACUUUGUAUCUGUAAUGCAGGUGGACUAACACGUCGUUGGUGUCAUCAUCCAAGGGGUAUAGAAGCAUGGUGGAAGGCUUCGCCGAGACUAAACAUGUGCGGGAGGGAUAUCCGUAUGGU
Molecule: messenger RNA, 864 nt
Organism: Colletotrichum phormii
Lineage: Eukaryota; Fungi; Ascomycota; Sordariomycetes; Glomerellales; Glomerellaceae
Exons: 1
Coding region: 164-625 (153 amino acids)
Source: RefSeq, a predicted model, not a curated record